This is a messenger RNA of Oryzias melastigma (Indian medaka), 1783 nucleotides long. RefSeq lists its product as uncharacterized. The coding region runs from base 90 to 920 and encodes 276 amino acids. The record is from RefSeq and is a predicted model, not a curated record. Lineage: Eukaryota; Metazoa; Chordata; Actinopteri; Beloniformes; Adrianichthyidae. Gene Ontology annotation, cellular component: mitochondrion. The transcript is spliced from 5 exons. Gene Ontology annotation, molecular function: glycine N-acyltransferase activity.
AUAAAGUUUUACAGUGAGGGGGAAAAAAUGGUUUCGCCUUUAGUGUGAUCUUUGAUGCCGCAUUAAUCUACAUUUCUUCAAAUUCUAUCAUGGAGUUGACGGAGGAUCAGCUGAUAAUAGCUGAGAAUGAAGUGAAAAGAUACCUUCCUCGCUCUUUGAAGGUUUACGGUUUCUUGAUUCUUAGAAAUCGGGUGAAAUCAGAGCCUGUCACGGUUUUGGUGGACAAAUGGCCAAAGUUUCACGUGAUUGUCUGCAAACCAAGUUACGAAAAGGAGAGCGAUGUGUUUAAAGAUAUUUUGAUCUUUGCAAAUGAUGCAACCAUUCUUGAGGAAACAAUAAGGAGCCCCAGUGUUUUUGAAUGGACCAGGUACCUUUGUAUUGGCACCAACCGUUCUCACAUGGAAAUUAUCAAAGCAGUUGCUUUUGAGAAGAAUGUGCCCAGCAACAAACUUUCAGAGUGUCACGUGAUGAUCCUGGAGGAUGAAUCCAGGCUUCCCUCUAUAGACUGCUCAGGGUUCUCCUCAGGGUUCUCCCUGAGCUCCCUCGAUGAAUCUCACCUUGACUUGGUAAAUCAGACCUGGAAGUUCGGGAAGCAUGAUGGGACUCUCGGAAUGAUCCGUAACAUGAUUGCCCAUUUCCCUUCGCGCUGCAUGCUGGAUCCUGAGGGGAAGCCGGUGUCUUGGAUCUUGACCUAUGCGUGUUGUGCCAUGGGGAUGUUGUAUACUCUGCCAGAGCACAGAGGGAAAGGCUACGCCAAAGCUGUGAUCAGCAGCAUGGCCAGGACUCUGAAGGCUCAGGGCUACCCCGUCUACUGCUUUGUGGAGGAGGAGAAUGCGGUCUCCUACCAGCUCUUUACAAGCAUGGGUUUCACUGAAGAUCCAUCUGACAAACAAGUCUGGUUUGGAUUCAAUAAAUUUUGAUGGUUAAAUUAAAAGCUUAGUUUUGCAGAAUGACUGGAAGAAGUCAUUUUCAACUGCUUAAGAAUCAAAUUCCUGUUUUUGCAGAGCUGCCGUUGAAUUUAUUUACUUCUUCUCUGCAGAAGUGGUUGAUCCCUGAUUGGCUCUGAAAAAGGAGAACAGUGUAAAAUGAGUGCAUAAAAAAGCAAGUUAAUGUACAGUGAACCAAAUUAAGUCUAGUUGAGCUCUACUAUCUAUCAAACGAUCAGCAAACCUAGAGAAUUUACGCUUGUUUUCAACUUUAAACAUAAAUUCCAUACCUAAAUAUUAUUGAAACAAAAAUUCUGAACACAGAAUUAUUUUAUCUAUGAUUCUGACUCCUUUAUCUCUUUUUAAAUUAGAUUUUUUCCUCAUCAGUGUAUCACAAUCUAUUCAGACUUUUACUUAAAUAUUUAGAAAAGUUAUUUAAAAUAACUAAAAUUCCUUAACGGUCUGAAUUACAAACACUGCUUAUGCAGAAAGGAAAGUUACAACCCAUCAUCUUUGGGUUAAUUCUGCUUUUGUUUGCAAAUGAAUAUAAUUAAAAAAGGUUGUUUCUGGAUGACACAGACUUCUUCCACUGGAAAAGAAAAGCUUUCCACAUUCAAAGACUUUUACAGUCUCUAAAUCUUAAAGACCCACUGAUAAUUUUUGAUCUGUUUUCAAAGUGCUCCCAGUCAUUUUUUAAUCAUGAUUAAAUAUGUUUUAAAUAUUUUUUCUUAUAAAUAAGUAUUUACAAGUUGUAUUGCAGCAGCUUUGUAUAUGAUUUUUUUCUUUGAUAAAUAAAGCUUUAUAUAUACAUUUUUACAUAUGAAAACAUAAUCUGUUAAAAAUAAAGAAUUUAGAAU